GCCCCUUAGAUCGCCUAGCUAAGCUGUCCCCACGUAUUACAUCCCCUAUCACAGCAGCAAUGGCCACAGUUCAAGUUGUUAAAACCAACACGCGUGCCGAACCUUACGCCAGCCUUCCACCGAUUCUCUCUACCUUGGCUGCAGCGAAAGCUGCCAAGGGACUGACGUACGACGCCAUUGGAAAGGCUAUGGAGCGUGACGAAGUUUGGGUUGCCGCAGCUUUGCUCGGACAGGCCAAGAUGACUCCUGAGGACCUGGACAACAUUUCUCAGGUUCUCGAGGUGCCGACUGAGGCCUUGUUAGCUGAGCUUGGACCACAUUGGUAUCCUCAGCGCGGGAUUGGUCCGGCUGUUCCCACAGACCCUGUUAUCUACCGUCUGUACGAGGGUGUACUCGUGUACGGUCAGGCGAUCAAAGCUAUCAUUCACGAGAAGUUUGGGGACGGUAUCAUGUCCAUGAUCGACUGCACGGUAAACGUUGACAAGGUGACCGUAGACAACGCAGAACGAGUUAGACUCACCUUUGAUGGCAAGUUCUUGCCAUACAAACGCUGGUAAUCAUCCAUCAAAUUCACAAUGAAUUGAAAACAUGUAACUUGUAAUAUAAUUGUACCACCUUUGUCGACUGCUCACCAUCAUUUCGUAUUCGAGAAAUUUGAAGAUUGAAGAUACCAUUUAAGCACCGCAAUAUGCACUACACAAGCCUACACC
Molecule: messenger RNA, 710 nt
Organism: Somion occarium
Lineage: Eukaryota; Fungi; Basidiomycota; Agaricomycetes; Polyporales; Cerrenaceae
Source: the annotation of a GenBank genome assembly